AUGAGGGAUGGCAAAUUGGUGGUGAAGAUUGUGGAUGAUGAUAUCAAAGCGCAGAAGGAGGUGUCGAAUUCUACAUUAAUAGGAUAUGCACUAGGAGACACACCAUAUGUUCGAUCAAUGGACAAUUCUGUUAAUACGGUAUGGAAUUUUGUUGCUAAACCUAAAAUUUUGUACCAUGAUGAGGGAUACUAUAUCUUCAAGUUCCAAACAAUUGAGGAUAGGGACUUGGUCUUGCAUGCUGGCCCAUAUACAUACCACAAUAAACCACUGAUUUUGAGGAACUGGGAAAUUGACUUUUACUUCGAUCUAGAGUGCCUUAGCACUAUUCUAUUGUGGGUAAAGUUCCCAGGACUACCAAUGGGUUAUUGGCCGCUUGAGGCAUUAGGCAAAUUGGCUAGUGGAGUUGGGAAACCACUAUAUACAGAUAGAAUAACUGCUGAAAUGGAGAGGAUCUCUUAUGCUCGAGUGUUGAUUUAG
Molecule: messenger RNA, 477 nt
Organism: Nicotiana attenuata
Lineage: Eukaryota; Viridiplantae; Streptophyta; Magnoliopsida; Solanales; Solanaceae
Exons: 1
Coding region: 1-477 (158 amino acids)
Source: RefSeq, a predicted model, not a curated record